AUGGUGGUCACUGAUGAUCAGAUCACCUUCAAGAAGAACGGAUACCUGAUUGUCCGUGACCUACUAGAACCAGACCAAGUCAAAGACUUGCAAUCAUGGGCCGAGGAAGUCCGAAACUGGAAACCAACUGAAGAUUCUGAAUUCAUGCCGUACGAGGAGGUCAACGACAAGGGCCAAACUGUUCUCUGCCGAACAGAGAACUUUGCCGAUUGUCACAAGGGAUUCAGCAAUCUGCUUCGAAGUCCUAAAUUGCUUGGCCUUCUGAAUGAUCUUGCGGAGGAACCUAUGCUUUUGUUUAAGGAGAAGAUCAAUUACAAACUCGCUGGUAGUGGCGGGUUCGCACCUCACAUUGAUGCUGUUGCCUACACGCACAUCAAAGAUGUCAAACACUUGACGAUUCUACUGAGUGUCGAUCCAUCUAAUAUCCGCAAUGGUGGGCUGGAAGUUGUUGAUGGAAGCCAUGAAAUGGAUGUUCCUAUCAACAAGGCCACCAACUGCAUUGAGUCGAGUUGGGUUGACUCUCACACUUGGACGCCUGUUGAGCUAGAAGCUGGCGAGUUACUCAUCUUCACUUCCUACCUGGCUCACCGCAGUGGUGCCAACAAGAGUAGCUCUGACCGCAAGGCGAUCUAUGCAACCUACAACCGUGCUUGCGAAGGGGACCUGCGACAGGGCUAUUAUGAGCACAGGAAACAGGAGUGGCCAGCUACGCACAUGCGAAAGGCUGGGAAGUCUUAUGAAGCGGGAGCAUUGACGUAUGGCUUCGGAUCUCCUAUGCUUAGUAUCGAUGCCGGGAAGCAGGUUACAUUCUAG
Fusarium verticillioides 7600 is the source of this 813-nucleotide messenger RNA. RefSeq lists its product as hypothetical. NCBI's taxonomy places the organism in Eukaryota, Fungi, Ascomycota, Sordariomycetes, Hypocreales, Nectriaceae. The coding region runs from base 1 to 813 and encodes 270 amino acids. The transcript has 4 exons. The record is from RefSeq and is a predicted model, not a curated record.